AUGUCUAGUAUGCCUAUGUUUAGAAGGCUUAGGCUUAGUACAUCUCUAAUCCCUAUUACCUUAAAGGAGGCUAUUCUCGAUAAUAGCGUCGUUAUCGUUAGCGCCGAUGUGUCUUACGCUGCUCCCGGUCUUAAUAGCCCUUCUAUAGCCGCUAUAACUAUCUCGAUAAGCGCUAAGGCUACUCGCUACGCCGCCGCUAUUAAGACUAAUAGCUACCGCGUCGAGAUGAUUACUAAUAAGAACAUUAAGAAGUAA
Messenger RNA from Aureobasidium pullulans EXF-150, 255 nucleotides. RefSeq lists its product as uncharacterized. The transcript is spliced from 2 exons. The record is from RefSeq and is a predicted model, not a curated record. Bases 1 to 255 code for a protein of 84 amino acids. Gene Ontology annotation, molecular function: nucleic acid binding. NCBI's taxonomy places the organism in Eukaryota, Fungi, Ascomycota, Dothideomycetes, Dothideales, Saccotheciaceae.